This is a messenger RNA of Juglans regia (Persian walnut), 945 nucleotides long. RefSeq names its product inactive protein RESTRICTED TEV MOVEMENT 2-like. The record is from RefSeq and is a predicted model, not a curated record. The transcript is spliced from 2 exons. The coding region runs from base 140 to 856 and encodes 238 amino acids. NCBI's taxonomy places the organism in Eukaryota, Viridiplantae, Streptophyta, Magnoliopsida, Fagales, Juglandaceae.
CAUGAGAUCACACUGUAAUAACCAGCCUAGCUAGCUUCCCUUCAUGUGUAUAAAACUCAACGUCAGAUGCCUGAGUUCAUUCGGAAGUUGUCAGAACAAAGAGAAUAGCCAACUCAUCAUAAAAGAAACUUAAGUUAAGAUGGAUGCCAUGCCAACAGUAGAUGAUCGUGUUUAUGAGGAUUUUGAACCUCAAAUGGAGUGGACUAAAGAGGAGGACUGCGACACUUUAAUCCUUCUCCUGCCAGGUUUUAGAAAGGAGCAAUUAAAGGUUCAGCUCACCUCAAAUCUUACUCUUAGGAUUAGCGGCGAACGCCCGCUUGGUGACCAGAAAUAUCGGCGUUUCAAGAAGGAAAUCUCGGUCCCAUUGAAUACAGAGACAACUGAAAUCACUGCAGAGUUUGAAAAAGGCACACUUUACGUCAGACACCCGAAAGCGAUCUCUCAACACAUGCCCAAAAGUGAACCACAAGAUCAGAAGGAUGCUCAUGAACAACAGGCUGCUCCAGAAGUUGCUUCAAAGGCCAGUCAUGUGGAAAAACCAUCAUAUGAGAAAACUACUGUGCAAGAAAGUGUCUUAGAUCAUGGUAACAAAGAUCCUCAAAAGGCACCAAAGAAAAAGGAGUCGAGCAGUAGCGAUGGAAAGAGUAGCAUGGUUGAGGAUGCUACAGGUGAAUUAAUUAGAGUGCUGAAAGGCCGUUAUAACCUAGUGGUUGGUGGCUUAAGUACCUGGGAUCUGAAGAAGCCAAAGACAUUGAUGAUGCUUGCAUUAAUAUUGGUUCUGGUAGCUGUGCUAUCUGUUAAAUUAAUUGCAAUGAAGCCUUCUGGACAACCUAAAAGUACACAUUCCACAGUGUAGUUAUAUUUGUAAAACUUUCACUGCAUGUAAGUUCAAAUGGAUUCAUGAAUUGAAUAAAGGGGCUUCAAAAUUGGAGACAUAUCCCUAAA